Molecule: messenger RNA, 2698 nt
Organism: Cygnus olor (mute swan)
Lineage: Eukaryota; Metazoa; Chordata; Aves; Anseriformes; Anatidae
Gene: MTO1
Product: mitochondrial tRNA translation optimization 1
Exons: 11
Coding region: 16-2226 (736 amino acids)
Biological process (GO): tRNA methylation; tRNA wobble uridine modification
Cellular component (GO): cytosol
Molecular function (GO): flavin adenine dinucleotide binding
Source: RefSeq, a predicted model, not a curated record
CAGCCCGCGGGAGCCAUGUUGUGCCGCAGGCGGUGGCGCCGCCUGGCGCUGCCGCCGGCACCGAGCCCCGGGCCCCGGCGGGCGGGCAGCGGGGCGGCACCGGCAGCGGGCUACGAGGUGGUGGUGAUCGGCGGCGGCCAUGCCGGGACCGAGGCGGCGGCGGCGGCUGCUCGCGGCGGGGCCCGCACGCUGCUGCUCACGCACAAGAUCGGCACCAUCGGCCAGUUGUCCUGCAACCCGUCCUUCGGCGGCAUCGGCAAGGGGCACCUCGUCAGGGAGGUGGACGCGCUGGACGGCUUGUGCGGCCGGGUGUGCGACCUGGCCGGCGUGCACUACAAAGUGCUCAACCGCUGCAAGGGACCGGCCGUCUGGGGGCUGCGGGCGCAGGUGGACCGCGGCCUCUACAGGGACAACAUGCGGAAGGAAAUCCUUAACACACCACUGUUGACAGUUCAUGAGGCAUCUGUGGAAGAUCUUCUCUUGACAGAACCAGAACCAGACCAUCCUGGGAAGUGCCGAGUCAGAGGAGUCGUUCUGGGGGAUGGGAGCACAGUGCACGCGGGGAGUGUCAUCCUGACCACGGGCACGUUUCUGAGGGGCAUGAUCCACGUUGGCCUGGAGAAGCAUCCGGCCGGGCGCCUAGGGGAUCAGCCGUCCAUCGGGCUGGCGCAGACGCUGGAGAGACUGGGGUUCGCCGUGGGCAGGCUGAAGACUGGGACACCACCCCGGCUUGCCAAGGACACGAUUGACUUCAGUGGCCUGGAGGAACGUACAGCUGACAAUCCCCCUGUGCCGUUCAGCUUCCUCAGCAAGGCUGUGUGGAUCAAGCCAGAAGAUCAGCUCUCAUGCUACCUGACUUACACUAACCCGAAAGCUCAGCAAAUUGUUCAAGAUAACCUCCACCUGAACAACCAUGUGAGGGAGACGACAAAGGGUCCCCGAUACUGUCCCUCCUUGGAAGCAAAGGUUCUGCGCUUCCCAAAUCGUGAGCAUCAGGUGUGGCUGGAGCCCGAAGGCCUGGAGUCCAACGUCAUUUACCCUCAAGGCCUGUCAAUGACACUGCCGCCUGAGCUCCAGGAGCAGGUGAUCAAAUCUAUCCGAGGCUUGGAAAAAGCCAAGAUGUUACAGCCAGGCUAUGGGGUGCAGUAUGAUUAUUUAGAUCCCCGUCAGCUGACUGCUUCUCUCGAGUCCCGUCUUGUUCAGCGGCUCUUCUUUGCAGGCCAGAUAAACGGCACUACAGGCUAUGAAGAAGCUGCAGCUCAGGGUGUGAUUGCUGGCAUCAACGCAUGCCUCCGGGUUCGUGGCAAGCCCCCUUUCAUUGUCAGUCGCACAGAGGGCUACAUCGGCGUCCUGAUCGAUGACCUUACCACGCUGGGCACCAACGAGCCGUACCGCAUGUUCACCAGCCGCGUGGAGUUCCGCAUGUCCCUCAGGCCGGACAACGCCGACGCCAGGCUUACCCACAGAGGUAGUUUCUUAGGGUGGCUCUUGCAGUCAGCAGCGCUGCCUGGUUUUAGACCUCUGUCCCAUGUGCCGCCUGCCUCUGCAGGUUUUGAGGAAGCCGGGUGUGUGUCACAGCGGCGAUACGAACAAGCGGUUGAGAUGAAGGCUGCUUUAGAGGAUGGAAUUGCAGCACUGAAAUCCCUUCAGCUCAGUGUAUCCAAAUGGUCCCAGCUAAUGCCAGAAGUUCACCUGAGUAGCAAUCGAAGGUCACCUAUGAGUGCCUUUGACGUGCUUCAAUAUCCAGAGGCCAACAUGGAGAUUCUGGCAAGGGCUAUCCCAGAACCCCUGAGAAAGUUUGCUCAAUGGAGAGAACUGUCAGAGAGAUUGAAAAUAGAAGCUGCUUAUGAGUGGUGUGUAGUCAACCAACAGCAGGAAAUAGAAGAAGUGCGUCGAGACGAAGCCCUCCAACUGCCGGAGGACCUAGAUUACUUUGCUAUUGAUGCAUCACUGUCAACAGAGGUGCGGGAGAAACUGAGCUCUAACCGUCCCCAGACGAUUGGUGCAGUCAGCCGCAUCCCUGGAAUUACCCCAGCAGCUAUUGUUAACCUGCUAAGAUUUGUGAAAAACAAACACCAGAAGGCAGAGAAGCUAAAAGCUUUCCCUCAGACUGAUAAGUAUUUACCAGGGAAAACGUACUCAGAGAAAGCAGCUUCCCAAACACAGAUUUCAGCAGAGCUUUCUGAAGGGGAGCUGGAGAGUACUUUUGUUAAAACACCUGUGUGAGAAGCAUUCGCCUCCUGCUAGAGUACGUGGCAAGAUCACCUGUGCUCACCUUAGCAUCGUCACAGAUAAAAAUGAUGUUGUCUGGAGCCAACAAGAUGCAGGAAUUGCCUUUAAAGCUCUGCUUCUGUAGAAGAUGUCAGAUCAUCAAAACCUGUCAUAAAGCGUCUUGGAAACGACUGUGUUUUGCUCUUUUGAAAUGAGUAAGAAAUGUUACCAAGCGUGAACCCACAUUAGCACAAGAGGAUUUGAGCUGGAAAGUGCUCCACUGACUCUGGUACUGGUGCUUAGAGCUGUGCAGUGGCUACGGCCUGAUGGUUUAGUGUGAUGUUAGCCAACAGGAAACUCUUGGCUAGGAACGUGUGCGCCAUACAAAUAGUAAAAUCUGUGUAGGAGGCCAACUGAAUGUAAACACUGUAUCAUGUUUUUUUUCCUGUUCUCCUUUAAAAUAAAUAAAGCUUGUCUUGAAACUUGC